This is a messenger RNA of Candidula unifasciata, 1284 nucleotides long. The record is from the annotation of a GenBank genome assembly. NCBI's taxonomy places the organism in Eukaryota, Metazoa, Mollusca, Gastropoda, Stylommatophora, Geomitridae.
GAAUGCAUUCUCAGUGGAAUGCUGUCUGUGUCUGGAAAGAAGGUGCUUCAUAUUGAUAAGAAUACUUACUAUGGGGGUGAGAGUGCAUCACUCACUCCCUUAGACCAGGUAUUCCAGCAUUUUGGGAAACCACCAGUUGGAGACAAGUAUGGCAGAGGACGUGACUGGAAUGUUGAUCUCAUUCCAAAGUUUCUCAUGGCCAAUGGUCAGCUGGUAAAGCUGCUAAUUCAUACUGGGGUGACCCGCUACUUAGAGUUCAAGUCUGUGGAAGGAAGUUAUGUAUACAAAGGAGGAAAAAUUUUCAAGGUUCCUGCUGAUGAGAAAGAAGCUUUGCAAUCAUCACUGAUGGGCAUUUUUGAGAAGCGACGUUUCAAGAACUUCCUUCAGCAUGUUCAAGACUAUGAUGUGAAUGACCCCAAAACAUGGAAAGGUGUCGAGCCCACCAUGACAGCUAAAAGCCUGUAUGAGAAGUUUGGACUCGACGCCAACACCCAAGACUUCACAGGGCAUGCUCUAGCUCUCUAUAGAAAUGACAACUACAUGAAUGAACCUUGUGUGGACCUGAUCAAAAGAUGUCGUCUGUAUAGCGAUUCUCUAGCAAGAUAUGGAAAAUCUCCUUACCUAUACCCAUUGUAUGGACUGGGUGAACUGCCACAAGGCUUUGCCAGGCUUAGUGCAAUUUAUGGAGGUACUUACAUGCUGGACAAACCUAUUGAAUCAAUUGUGAUGGAAGAUGGCCACGUGGUCGGUGUCUCUGAUGGGAAGGACACUGCAAAGUGUGGGAUUGUGGUCUGUGAUCCAUCGUAUGCGCCGGAUCGUUGCAAGACAGUUGGACAGGUUGUUCGGGCCAUAUGCAUCCUCGACCACCCCAUUGAGAGCGUCAAGGAUGCCCAGUCAGUCCAGAUCAUCAUUCCCCAGAAUCAAGUCAACAGAAAUGAUGAUAUCUAUGUUUGCAUGGUGUCAUCUGCCCACAAUGUGUGUGCCAAAAACUACUACCUGGCAAUGGUGGCCACCACCGUGGAGACAAAUGACCCUGAGGCAGAACUGCAACCAGGCCUUGAUCUACUGGGACCAAUAGCAGAGAAGUUUGUUAGUAUUGUCGACCUUCUAGAGCCAGUUGAUGAUGGGAAGGAGAGCAAGAUUUUCAUUUCCAAGUCAUAUGAUGCUACAUCACACUUCGAAACUACCUGCGAUGAUGUGCUGAACCUGUUUGAACGAAUCACUGGCCAGCCGUUUGAUACCUCCAACAUCAAGCACACAGACAUAGAGGCUGCUUCAGAAUAA